Molecule: messenger RNA, 1603 nt
Organism: Solanum verrucosum
Lineage: Eukaryota; Viridiplantae; Streptophyta; Magnoliopsida; Solanales; Solanaceae
Product: alpha-L-fucosidase 1-like
Exons: 3
Coding region: 123-1571 (482 amino acids)
Biological process (GO): glycoside catabolic process; fucose metabolic process
Cellular component (GO): lysosome
Molecular function (GO): alpha-L-fucosidase activity
Source: RefSeq, a predicted model, not a curated record
GGAAAAAGGUCCCCACUUUGGUACUUAUAAUUCAUUCUCUCUUCUCCAUUUUUCUUCAUUCACACAAUUGAAUUAUUAGACAUGACCAUACAUUAUUAACGUUGAAAAAAAGAAAAAAAAUCAUGACUAAGCCUUCUUAUACUCCUUUGUCAUGUCUAGUCAUCACCUUAUUGCAAUUGAUCAUUCCUAGCCAAGAAGCACAAAUAACACCACCUCCAUUGCCAAUUCUCCCAUUACCAAAUUAUGCUCAAUUAAAAUGGCAACAAAGGGAACUCAUCAUGUUCCUACAUUUCGGUGUCAACACGUUCACGGAUAGUGAAUGGGGCAGUGGGGAUGAAAAUCCUUCGAUUUUCAACCCCACAAACCUAGAUGCCAACCAAUGGGUUGACACCGCGGUUCAAGCAGGAGUAUCACUAGUGAUACUCACUGCUAAACACCACGAUGGUUUUUGCUUGUGGCCUUCUAAAUAUACUGAUCAUUCGGUUAUAAGAAGUCGUUGGAAAAAUGGGCAAGGCGAUGUGGUUCGAGAAUUUGUCAAUGCGGCCAAGGCUCGUGGCGUCGAUGUUGGUUUGUACCUUUCGCCAUGGGAUCGCCAUGAUAAGAGUUAUGGGCUAAAUAAGGAGUACAAUGAACAUUAUUUGGCUCAACUACAAGAACUUCUCAACAAAUAUGGAGAUGUUAAAGAGAUAUGGUUUGAUGGAGCAAAGGGUUCAAAUGCACCAAACAUGACUUACUACUUCGAUGAUUGGUUUGCAAUGGUGAAUGAAUUGCAGAGUGCAAUCAACAUAUUUUCCGACGCCGGACCGGGGGUCAGAUGGGUCGGAAAUGAGCAUGGAUUCGCCGGAAACACAAGUUGGUCCACCAUCAAUCGAACAUUGUUGUCUAUUGGCGGUAGCAACGCUGAUUAUCUCAACAGUGGAGACCCAAAAGGGACAGAUUGGUUACCACCAGAAUGUGAUGUAUCAAUUCGACCAGGAUGGUUUUGGCAUAAAUCACAAGAACCAAAGAGCCUAAGUGAGUUGCUCGAAAUUUACUACAAUUCCAUCGGACGAAAUUGCGUAUUGCUACUUAACGUGCCUCCUAACACACAAGGAUUAAUAACCAACAGCGAUGUGCAAAGACUCAAAGAAUUUAGAAAUGCAAUUGACACAAUAUUCUCCACCAAUUUAGCCAAGGAAUGUUCAAUCAAAGCAAGUAGUCAAAGGGGAGGUAAGAAUGGAGGUUUCGGACCCGAAAACGUGCUAGACGAUGACCAUUUAUGGACAUAUUGGGGUCCAAAAGAUGAUAAAGAGGAUAAUUGGAUUGAGUUCAAAACAAAGAGUAAUAAGUCGUUGAGGUUUAAUGUGGUAAGGAUUCAAGAAGCAAUUGGGCUAGGACAAAGGGUAAAAAGUCAUGAAAUUUAUGUUGAUGGGAAGAGAAUUGCUAAUGGAACUACAAUAGGAUACAAGAAGCUUCACAGGAUUAAAAAAGGGGUGGUGAGUAAUGCUAAAAGUGUGAAGAUAAAGAUAAUUGGAUCAAGGGGAACUCCUAUGAUUUCAUCAAUUGGUCUCCAUUUUGAUCCCUUUUGGUAGCCACAUGAUGAUAUGAUUGUCCACUUAGUUAA